This is a messenger RNA of Debaryomyces fabryi, 1755 nucleotides long. RefSeq names its product putative serine/threonine protein kinase. Gene Ontology annotation, molecular function: protein serine/threonine kinase activity; ATP binding. Bases 1 to 1755 code for a protein of 584 amino acids. Gene Ontology annotation, biological process: intracellular signal transduction; protein phosphorylation. The transcript has a single exon. The record is from RefSeq and is a predicted model, not a curated record. NCBI's taxonomy places the organism in Eukaryota, Fungi, Ascomycota, Pichiomycetes, Serinales, Debaryomycetaceae.
AUGCUUGAUUCGGAACCAGUGGAUUCCAAGAAGAAGAGUGGGUUGAGAGGGUUCUUUUCUUCAUCCUCAACAUCAUUGAAUAAGGAGAACCGUAAGGCAGGAAAUGAGAGUGGGACGUCUUCACCACUGUCACAUCGAUUUUUGUUGAAAAAAAGAAGCUCCAGGGGCAUUUCACAAUCAUCCCAAAAUAGUUCUUCUAGUUCUCUCAAUUCAGUUACAAAAUACAAUAUGUAUAACUCCAGUGGUUUAGCAAACAACGGUAGUCAGAUUCAAAUUGAUAAAAAUUCUGAACAUGAUUACCAUAGUGAUGCAGGGGACAUCUCCAAUGAAGGAACAGAGUAUGAUAAUUCCGCGAGCUCUAGAAGCCAUUCGAUGAAUAAUACCAUUGAUACUUCGAAUGGUUCAUUCAAUAAUAAUGAAGGCGGCCUGCCGAAAACAGACGACAGAGUUCCACCACAUACACUGCGUCGCAAGACUGAGCUACUGCCGGAAGCAAAGAAGGAAGCUUCCGGUAAGACGAAAAGUCACAGUCGUCAUCUGAGUCAUUUAUCAUUGAAAAGAUUUCUUAAAAAGCUUAAGAACACAGAUACAGGAGAUAGCAAGUAUAAACAUAAACAUGCUAAUGUCUUGCCCCAUCAUUCGUCAGAUUUAUAUAAGAAAUAUGGGACCGUCGGAAAAUUAUUGGGGACAGGGGCAAGCGGAUCAGUCAAAUUGGUUACUUCAAAAACAGAUCCUAAUGAAAUAUUUGCAGUCAAGAAGUUCAGAGCUAAAUUGCCAAAUGAAAAUGAACAUGAUUAUAAAGUAAAAGUCAAGAAUGAAUUCAAAAUAGGACAACAUUUAAGACAUGAAAAUUUGAUUCAUACAAUCGAAUUAAUUAAAGAGAGUGAGAUGAUGUCGGUUGAAUAUUAUAUUGUCAUGGAAUAUUGUCCAUAUGACUUCUUCAACUUAGUAAUGUCGGGACUCAUGACUCGGGAAGAAUGUGCAUGUUAUUUCAAGCAAAUUGUCAACGGUGUUGCUUACUUCCAAGAAAAUGGAUUGGCACAUAGAGAUUUGAAACUAGAUAAUUGCGUCGUCACCAAGGAUGGUAUCUUAAAAUUGAUUGAUUUUGGAUCUGCUGUACAGUUUAGAAAGGAAAAAACUAAUAAUAACCCCUCUGAAGACGACAUAGACGAAAAGUAUAGGUUAGUAAGGUCCAGAGGUGUCGUGGGAUCGGAUCCAUACUUGGCUCCUGAGGUUUUAGAGCCAAGUAAUUUUGGUUAUGAUGCAAGAGGAGUGGAUGUGUGGUCCAUUGCCAUUAUGUAUUGUUGUAUGAUUUUGAAAAGAUUUCCUUGGAAAAUCCCUAAAGUGAGUGACCCAUCGUAUAAAUCAUUUAUAACAGAUCCGGUUGAGACAGACACUGAGGAACUUGCAAAUGAUGUGCAUAAUAGCUUACACGUCUCAUCAUCUGACAAUGCCAACAAAAGGCAUUCGACAGGUCCGUAUAGGUUACUUCGUCUUUUACCAACGCAGGCUCGUUAUUUGAUUGAAAAGAUGUUAACUGUUGAUCCACUUCAAAGGUACACCAUAAAAGAUGUUGUCAAAGAUGAGUUUUAUUUAUCAAUUGAUCACUGUCAUACAAUUGAAAGUGAAGGUCAACCAAAAUCAAUUUAUAGUGCUGAUAAUCAUAAGCACCAUUUGGUAACCGAAGAAGAUCUUCAAAAAAUAAAUAUGGAAAAGGAACGUCUCAAAAAACUUAAGGAUGCAGGUGUUGCCUAA